AUGUUUUGGGGGGCAAUUGUCUACGAAUACGAUCUGUACGGUACAGGGCCCUGUCACACCUGGUCCCCGGAGACCAUAGAGGAGACGCGAAAGUUGAAGGAAAAUAUCGACCAAGAGAACGUUGAAAAGGAGCGCUUAAUGGAGCAGGAC
Molecule: messenger RNA, 150 nt
Organism: Eremomyces bilateralis CBS 781.70
Lineage: Eukaryota; Fungi; Ascomycota; Dothideomycetes; Eremomycetales; Eremomycetaceae
Exons: 1
Source: RefSeq, a predicted model, not a curated record